Molecule: messenger RNA, 584 nt
Organism: Pteronotus mesoamericanus
Lineage: Eukaryota; Metazoa; Chordata; Mammalia; Chiroptera; Mormoopidae
Gene: RPL24
Product: ribosomal protein L24
Exons: 6
Coding region: 67-540 (157 amino acids)
Biological process (GO): cytoplasmic translation
Cellular component (GO): cytosolic large ribosomal subunit
Molecular function (GO): mRNA binding; structural constituent of ribosome
Source: RefSeq, a predicted model, not a curated record
UAAGGCCUCUUCCCAUGAUCCUCUCCUUCUUUUCUCCAUACUUCCUCCUCUCCGGCAGCCGCAGCCAUGAAGGUCGAGCUGUGCAGUUUCAGUGGGUACAAGAUCUACCCCGGACACGGGAGGCGCUACGCCAGGACCGACGGGAAGGUUUUCCAAUUUCUUAAUGCAAAAUGCGAGUCGGCAUUCCUUUCCAAGAGGAAUCCUCGGCAGAUAAACUGGACUGUCCUCUACAGAAGAAAGCACAAAAAGGGGCAGUCGGAAGAAAUUCAGAAGAAGAGAACCCGCCGUGCAGUCAAAUUCCAGAGGGCCAUCACUGGUGCUUCUCUUGCUGAUAUAAUUGCCAAGAGGAAUCAGAAGCCUGAAGUUAGAAAAGCUCAACGAGAACAAGCUAUCAGGGCUGCCAAGGAAGCAAAAAAGGCUAAGCAAGCCUCUAAAAAGACAGCAAUGGCUGCUGCUAAGGCUCCCACAAAGGCAGCACCUAAGCAAAAGAUUGUGAAGCCUGUGAAGGUUUCUGCUCCUCGUGUUGGUGGAAAACGCUAAGUUGGCCGACCAGAUUUUUAAAUAAAGACGUAACAAGUUAAGAA